ACUCAUGAUGCACAAUUUCAAGGCCCCUUCUGCUCUCCCGUCUUCAAGCUCUUUAUCUUUAAACCAGACUUAGACUGGAAAGUGCUUCAAACAGAAGACUACUUCACAUAGAGAACUGUCCCCUGAUAGCCCUUCAAGAGUAGAAGAAUGGCUAGGACGGAAACAAGAACGAGAUACCUGGAGCCUUGGAUGAUUGCGUUGAUUGUCCUAGCGGUGUUUGCAGUCGUAGCCCUUGUUGUCGGCCUGCUGGUUUAUUUUUUGGUAUAUGAUCAGAAGUUGUUCUUUUACAAUGCUUCCUUUAGAAUCAGUAAUGAGCCAUACCAACCGAGUUUGGAAAAACAGACCUCGAAAGAAUUUAGAGACCUGAGCUCCACCAUUGAGACUAUAAUUAAUGAGGCAUUUGAAGGUACUCCGUUGAAGAAAAGGAAGAUCAAAUCGCAAGUCGUAAAUCUACGUGAAGACAACAAUGGCGUGCUUGCAGACGUGGUGCUGGUCUUUAGGUUCAUUGCCUCGGAUAGGAAAGAGGCCCUCUGGAUGAGUGUGAACGAUCUUUUGCUGAGGAGGCUGAGGUUGCCAACAUGGCCCUUGAGGAUUGACCUUUCAUCUUACAAGCUCAGAGAGAUCAAUAAAGCCAACGGUGAACAUCUUAUCAGCAAUUUGGGUUGCGGGACACGAGUGGAAAGAUCCGUGGAGAGAAUCUAUGGAGGAAACAUUGCUGUGGAAGGGGAAUGGCCGUGGCAAGCCAGUCUUCAGCUGAACGGCAUCCAUCGCUGUGGCGCAACACUGAUCGGUGAUAUAUGGCUUUUAACUGCAGCUCACUGCUUUAGAGGAGUGAGGGAUCUCCGUAGCUGGACAGCUAGUUUUGGGGCCCGCUUAAACCCUCCACUACUCAGAAGGAACCUUCGCCAGAUCAUCGUCCAUGAGCAAUACGCCGAGAGCGUCAUGAGACAUGAGUUUGACAUUGCUGUCGUGCAGCUCGCGUACCCAAUUCAGUUUACGGCAGCUGUGCACCGCAUCUGUCUCCCGGAGGCAUCGUAUAUCUUUCCAGAAAACAUCACCUGCUUCGUCACGGGAUAUGGUGCUCUGAGAGAUGAAGGUCCCAGCGUCGGCGAACUUCGCCAAACAGAAGUGAAAAUCAUAGGCAAUGAGAUUUGCAACAGAUGGAACGUGUACAAUGGUGCCAUUUCGGCAGGGAUGCUUUGUGCUGGGUACCUGGAAGGAGGGAGCGAUGCCUGCCAAGGCGACUCCGGUGGUCCUCUGGUUACUCCUGAUUCUAGAGGAAUAUGGUACCUGGUCGGCAUAGUGAGCUGGGGUGAAGAAUGUGCAAAGCCAAACAAGCCUGGAGUCUACACGCGAGUAACUUACUAUCGGGAAUGGAUUGCUGCCCGCACUGGGAUAUGAAGCUGCAAAGGAGGAUUCGCAGGCAAUGUCAGAGCCUGGAAGCCCAAGACAUUUGGACUAUACAUAUAUAUACAUAUGAUGCAUAUAGCUCCAUUGUUUUGGUCCGUUCUGGUUUCAGAGCAGGCCUGGUGCCUCUACUGGAGGCAUCAACACAAUUCCUUGCCAAAUUACGCCAUGCCCACCAGCCUCAUUUUAUUUCACGUUCUUGGUUUUGUUUUGUUUUUUGUUUUUUUUUUUACAAGGAGAGCAAUAGAGUGAGGAAUACAGUUGCAACCAGCAAGAAAUGUUUUGUGUGUGAUUCUUUACGUCG
This is a messenger RNA of Podarcis muralis (Common wall lizard), 1711 nucleotides long. The record is from RefSeq and is a predicted model, not a curated record. NCBI's taxonomy places the organism in Eukaryota, Metazoa, Chordata, Lepidosauria, Squamata, Lacertidae.